Messenger RNA from Cydia amplana, 2561 nucleotides. RefSeq names its product adenylyl cyclase-associated protein 1 (gene capt). The coding region runs from base 214 to 2454 and encodes 746 amino acids. The transcript has 9 exons. NCBI's taxonomy places the organism in Eukaryota, Metazoa, Arthropoda, Insecta, Lepidoptera, Tortricidae. Gene Ontology annotation, molecular function: actin binding; adenylate cyclase binding. The record is from RefSeq and is a predicted model, not a curated record. Gene Ontology annotation, biological process: cell morphogenesis; cytoskeleton organization; actin filament organization. Gene Ontology annotation, cellular component: cytoplasm.
CGCUCGGCCGGCCGCCGACAAAACAACCCCUUCUAUAUUAACUACAUACUUACAUCGUGCGGAAAACGCUGAAAUCACUGGUUGUAAAGAUUAUUAAUGAAUGACACGGAUUAAGAAAAUAUUACUAUAUUGUUAUGUUUGACUAUUUUAAUAGAUCGUCUCUAUUUGUUGAAAAUAAGUUCUUUAACAAUUGUUACUGUUUAUAUUUUAAUUAUGUUUAAAAGUUGCUGUGCGCGACCGAAAAAGAUACCCAAAAGUAAAUCAAAACCCGAAAAGAUAGACACGAUGUCUGAAUUCGAAGUUGCUGAUGCAAACCAAAAGUUGGGGGAGGAAGUUAGUGAGUCGAAAGAUGAGGCUGUGCCAAAACCUUGUAACGAUAAAAUCGUACAAGAAAAAGUUAGCUCAGAUGCUCCCGGAAAAGAUAUAUGUAUUCCUGAGAGUACAAAUGACGUAAGUGAAAUUGAAACAUCUGAUGAAGUUGACACAAAUCCAGGCGAUGAUUCCACUGAUGAUGUUAUCAAUGAUGAUAUUUUGGCCCAAGUGUACAAAAGGGAAUUAAUGAAAAAAAGAUAUUCGGUGGAUAUCAAGAAAAGCCGCAUGGAUUUCAAAAGGUUCUCGGUUGAUUACCGUCGAGAUACGGCUAUGUUAGAGGAAUUGGCGCGCCUUGAGCAAAAAUUAGCGCAGACGAAUUUUGAUAUGCGGCCUGGCGGCCGACGUAAGUCUACUGGGAUACUUAAAACGAGUGUUAGCACCGGAAGUGGGGACCACAAGUCUUUUCAAGAGCCAAGCUCUGAUGACGAUGACGUCUUUGAAAAGGGUAUAGCUGAGUCUACCGAGGGGCCGUCUGAGCCUCCUGCGACGCCAGUGGGACGGGACGAGCUGGCUAUGCGGAGACACCGAUUCUUCUCUGACCUGGUCUGCGCCGCGCGCGCAGCCGUCGAGCACCGCGUUCGUUUCGACCCUCUAGGGCCUGUAGUUGCUGAACCCGGCGGUGAAUCCGAGGCAACAGCUGCAACCCACAGCCCCGCAGCAGACCUCGAGGCUUUGAUCGAGCGGCUGGAGCGAGUGACCUCGCGCCUGGAACGCCUGCCGCUGCUGCUGCCGCCGUCGCCGCCCGCCACCCCCGCGACCCCGGCGUCGCCCGCCCCUUCCCCCGCACAGCAGGACGAGCCUGAGCUCAUCCCUACUGACAAUAUGAGUAUUAGCGGGUUCCAGGACAUUAUACAGGGUCCGCUUCGGGCGUAUUUGGAGCUGUCCAAACAGAUCGGCGGAGAUGUCGCCACUCACGCCAACCUCGUCGGAAAUGCUUUUCAGGCUCAAAUGCGCUACAUUCAGCUAGCUGGCUCCCGCAGCAAACCAUCGCAGAGCGAAGAGAUGCAACUGCUGGCUCCUACCAGCGAACAGAUAUCUGCCAUCCAAGCAUACCGUGAGAAGAACCGCGCGUCGAAGCUGUUCAACCACCUCUCGGCCAUCUCCGAGAGCAUUCCCGCGCUGGGUUGGGUGGCGAUCGUGCCCACGCCGGCGCCGUACGUGAAGGAAAUGAACGACGCCGGGCAGUUCUACACGAACCGAGUGCUCAAAGAGUGGAAGGACAAGGAUCAGAAGCACGUGCAGUGGUGCCGCGCCUGGGGGCAGCUGCUCUCCGAGCUGCAGGCCUACGUCAAACAGUACCACACCACCGGGCUUGUCUGGUCGGGUAAGGGUGCGGGCGCGCCGCCGCCGCCGCCCGGGGGCAUGCCGCCGCCGCCGCCCGUGCUGCCCGCCGCAGACUUCGCCAACCUGUCCGUGGACGACCGCAGCGCGCUCUUCGCCGAGAUCAACCAGGGCGAGAACAUCACUAGCAGCCUCCGCAAGGUGACAUCGGAGAUGCAGACGCACAAGAACCCGUCGCUGCGGCAGGGCCCGGCGCCGUUCAAGGCGGCCUCGCACGCGCCCAGCAAGGCGCUGCCCGCGCCCGGCGCCGGCACCCUGGACAAGCCGCCCGUCUUCGCGCGCGACGGCAAGAAGUGGCUCAUUGAAUACCAGAAGGGUAACGCCAACCUGGUAGUGGAGAACGCGGAGAUGAACAACGUGGUGUACAUGUUCCGGUGCCGCGACUCGGCGCUCACGGUGCGCGGCAAAGUGAACGGCGUGGUGCUCGACUCGUGCACCAAGUGCGCCGUCGUGUUCGACAACCUCGUGUCCAGCGUCGAGUUCGUCAACUGCCAGUCCGUGCAGAUGCAGGUACUGGGCAAGGUGCCGACCAUCUCCGUGGACAAGACGGACGGCUGCCAGAUCUACCUCUCCAAGGACGCGCUCGACGUCGAGAUCGUCAGCUCCAAGUCCUCCGAGAUGAACGUGCUCGUGCCCAAGGGCAACGGCGACUACGUGGAGUGGCCCGUGCCGGAGCAAUUCAAGACGGUGGUGACCAAGAGCGGCGGGCUGUCCACCACGCCCGUCGAGAGCAAGGGCUAAGCGCCGCCCAUGCCCGGGAACAUUCCCACCAGACCCCGCAACCGGUCUCAGGGCCUUGCUCUCCGGUUGAUGCCAUUUGAUUCUCUUUACCUUUCAAUAUGACGCCG